Messenger RNA from Elgaria multicarinata webbii, 5462 nucleotides. It is a transcript of the gene GPC1, whose product is annotated as glypican 1. Gene Ontology annotation, cellular component: extracellular region; plasma membrane; synapse. The transcript is spliced from 9 exons. The record is from RefSeq and is a predicted model, not a curated record. Gene Ontology annotation, molecular function: fibroblast growth factor binding. Gene Ontology annotation, biological process: regulation of protein localization to membrane; cell migration; negative regulation of fibroblast growth factor receptor signaling pathway. Lineage: Eukaryota; Metazoa; Chordata; Lepidosauria; Squamata; Anguidae. Bases 134 to 1792 code for a protein of 552 amino acids.
AUCUCGGAGGGAAGAGGAGCACGAGAGGAGGCGGCAGCGGCGCCGAGACCGGCUGGGGAUCGCUCGCCUUUUCCCGCGGCUGCUGCUGCUGGUGGUUCUUCUUGGUGGGGGAUUCCGGCUCUGCGUGGACAGGAUGCGUUUCUUCCCCUGGGGAUUUUGGCUGCUGUGUGUCGCCGCGUCCUCCUCGGCCAAGAGCGACGGUGGCAACAAGGCAAAGAGCUGCUCCGAGCUCCGGCAACUCUAUGGGGCCAAAGGAUUCAGCCCGAACGGGGUCCCCCAGGCGGAGAUCUCCGGAGAACACCUGAGGAUUUGCCCACAAGGUUAUACCUGCUGUACCAGUGAGAUGGAAGAGAACUUUGCCAACAAGAGUAGGAGUGAAUUUGAAUGGAUGUUGAAGGAGGCCACGCGCUCAGUGCAAAUAAUCUUAACAGCCCAGUACAAGAACUUUGAUGGUUAUUUCCAGGAUUUGUUAAACAAGUCAGAGAAGGCCCUUUAUGACACAUUUCCUGCUAUGUAUGGAGACCUUUACCAGCAGAACAUAAAGCUAUUCAAAGACUUGUAUAGUGAGUUGCGCCGUUAUUACCGGGGUUCCAACAUCAACCUAGAAGAGGCUCUCCAUGAGUUUUGGACUCGUCUGCUAGAGCGGCUAUUCAAGUCUAUGAAUCCUCAGUACCACCUUCCUGAUGAGUACGUGGACUGCAUGAUGAAACACUCUGAGCAAAAUAAACCAUUUGGAGAGGUCCCAAGGGACCUGAAGCUGAAGGCGACAAGGGCCUUUAUUGCAGUCCGCUCCUUUGUGCAGGGACUUGGUGUGGGCAACGAUGUCGUCAGAAAGGUCUCUCAGGUUCCACUGAGCCAGUAUUGCAGUCGGGCAAUUAUGAAGCUGAUGUACUGUGCACACUGCCGGGGCAUGUCAAACGUGAAGCCAUGUAACAACUACUGCCGCAACGUCUUGAAGGGCUGUCUGGCCAACCAAGCAGACCUGGACCCUGAGUGGAAGAACCUGAUAGAUUCACUGCUCUUGGUGGCUGACCGCUUUGAUGCACCAUCCAACGUAGACAUAGUAAUUGGUACAAUUCAUACUAGGAUUGCAGAAGCCAUGUCUAACAUGCAGGACAACAAAGAUUCUAUAACAAACAAGAUCCUUCAGGGUUGUGGAAAUCCCAAAUUCAACCCCAAAGCUUCCAAUGUCGAAGAUAGGAAGAGGCGAGGAAAAUAUGUCAGUGAAGAUAAACCUUCGGGGCUCAGUUCGGAGAAACUUGUUUCAGACGCCAAAGGGAAGCUGAGGGAAAUCAGGGACUUCUGGCUUGCACUUCCAACCACACUUUGCAAUGAAAAGGUCUCGUCUGGUUCCGUGAAUGAGGACAGGUGCUGGAAUGGAAUGACCAAAGGCAGAUAUCUUCCGGACAUGAUGGGAGACGGUCUAGCAAAUCAAAUCAAUAACCCAGAAGUUGAGGUAGACAUCACCAAACCGGACGUGACCGUUCGCCAGCAAAUCUUGCAGUUAAAGAUUAUGACAAGUAGAUUGCGCAAUGCGUACAAUGGGAAUGACGUGAAUUUCCAGGAUACAAGUGACGACAUUAGCGGCUCUGGAAGCGGUGACGGCUGCCUUGACGAAGUCUGCGUCAAAAGACUGGCCAAGGUUCCAAGCACCAGGCCACCGGAGAUACAUCCUAUGCCUAAGCAGUCAGGACAAGGCAUCGGUGGAAAUAGCAGCAGCGUACUUUUGCCUUCUUCCUUUCUCUUGUUACUUUCUCUGGCUGCUGUUGCAACGCAGUACCUCCGGCGGUAACUUGUUGGUGCAGCCGUGAAAGAGACUGUGGUGGUUGUGGUCUUAACUUUGCCAAAAAUGUGGACAUAUUUCAUUCAUCUUGGCAAAAUGAGGGAGUUAAAAGUUCUUGAUUGUGAUAACCUGGCAGUGCUAGAACUGGUGGUUUUUUUAUUUUGGUUUUUUUUGGUCUUUUUUGAAUGCUGGGCCCUUCUUUCUGUACCUCAUUUUUUAAAAAGUUGUUAAUUUGCCACAAAGAGGCACCUGGGGGCUACAACAGAUCUUGGCAGAUAGGUUUAAUGGGGAAAAGAACAAAUGACCCUCAAGGCGACUCCAUUUUUAUUGACUGUAAUAAAAUAUGCAAGUAUCUCGUAUUCUUAUUUAACUGUAGCCAGGAGUCCGCUACAUCACUUUAGAACAAUAUACCUUUUUAAUUUAAAGAUUUUCAGAGUGCUGUAAUAGGGGUCAGUUCUUAAUUCUCCAUUAAGCAAGUGGCAAAUGGUCCUUCCUUUGCUUUGAUGUAGGAGUGCCCGUUCUGAACAAUCCUUGGAUUUAUAAUCCUGGAAUUUGAAACAAAAAUUCUUUAAUUUGAAAAUAUUUUUGUCUGCUAGCGUUAGACAUUGAAGCCAGCUGAUAUUUCUCCUACAUCCAAGUGAAAUGGAGUGAGAUUUCGGUUUGGCAUGAUCCUUUGAAAGUAGCAGUCAAUUGAUAAAAAUGCAAUACAGAGUCAUAAUAUGCAACAUUGCGAUAGAAAUAUGCAUGGGGGAGACAGACGUCUGUCUGGAGAGCUCUGUUUCAGUUUGAGGCUGAAAAUCUUCCUAUUAUUAACUAUGACAAUGGUCAACUUUUACCAAAGGGAUAAUGCAAAGAAACUGUUUUGUGAGGUUUUGUGUAUUGUUACUUGUCCUGUUAGCAAAGCCUGAAAGGGACGAAUUGACCAGCCCAGGGAGCAGUUAGACACAAUCAUAUUACCCCUGGAAAUUUGCUUGGUCAAAUCAUUAGAUUUUCAAGGAACUGCUGGUCCUUCAGCCUGCUCCCAGUUCUACCAAUUAUGGAAAGCUAGAAAGAGCAAGCAGAUCAAAGCCAUGGUUUGAGUUAUCAAAUCAACCAAACACUAUCCCAUUUCAUCUCAUGUUGGCAUAGUUAAUGCCCAUGCGGUCUAGCCAUUAUAGAGGCUAAAAGUGAUGAGGCUGCUCAUCCCUUUUGCUAAUUUUCUGAUUGUUGCUGUGUAUUUGCCAGGGAUCAUGUCUGAUAUCAAGGUGAUUGGGAUGCGGGGGAAGAAAGGAUGGCCAACCACAGGUCUACACAAACACAUACACAUGUAUUUCUCUGUUGGGGCAUCUGUGCUUACACAGUUCUUUGCUUGCUUCAGGUCAUUAAGGUGUAAUUGACCUACAGUCAUCUUUUCCUCUCUUUUCCAAAAAUAUCUAGCAUAUCAAGGCUAGAUUUGAUUGCUGUUGCUAUUGAUUUGAUUGAUAGGAAGCCCUUGACAUGAACUUUGCUGUUAAUUUACUUUGUUUCAUAUCAUGACUUUCUUUUUCGGGGGCAGGGGCUGUAAAAGCAUAUUUUUUACAUUUAAAAAUAUAUCGGCUUUGCGUAAAUGUUGAAACAUUUCUAUUCUGUCAAAGAAAAUUUGUUGUGUUCCCUAAACAGCAGCGUUCAGAAAGGCAGAAGCUGUUAUCAAUUGUGAAACAAACUCGGUUACAAACUAGGGAACCAUUUCUAGCACCGUGGCAUCAGAAAUGGUGAAACGGUGAAUGCAAACAAAUUAAUUCAGUUGAAUUAUCAUUCCCAUUCUUGCCCCUAUUUGUUUCUAUACAAAACUGGGAGAAAUUAGUUUCCUAAUCACCCCAAUCAGUAUUAGAGGCUGCCAAUAGCCUGAGUCCUGAAAACACAAUAUCGAAGUCUGGUGCCAGCAUGAAUUCUUUGUUUUGAAACACACCCGCUUUUGCACACAUUAUUUUAAAUCCCUUGUGAGUUGAACAAUACCCCCAUCCGUUUUCAUUAUUGAGUUAAUCAAUCUGAUACAUUUAUUUUUGUUUUCAGCUAUACCGUUCUUAAAAUAAAUCUGAAUACAAAUGAGGCAUGAAAAUCAAAUAUCCUGCCUCCUUUGAAUGUAAGUUCAAAUGCCAGAAAAAGUGGAGUACCUCAUUCAAAUAGUGUUGUAUAUGUAGCCUUCUGUUGGUAAAAAUACUGAUAUAAACUACUAUACACAAUGCAGGAGAAAAUAAAAUAGUUGCUAUUUCCUUCCCAACUGAAAAUCUUCUGCCAUCGUGUUGGAAAGCUGUAAACUCAGAGUCCAGGGGCCCAUUUAAGAUUCAAACUAUGUGUGAUACCCGUAGGGAUUCGCGAAUCUACAAAACUCAAGUUCACCAAGUUUGCAACGUUCAUCUCAACUCAAGUCCAUAUCAGAUUGUGAACUUUUUCCUUUUUUUUUGCUUUUGGCAUGAAAAUCUAUGCGGAUUUUUGUGCACAUUUUUCCAAAUGUAGGUAUCACUUGUGUGCAUCUUUGAAAUGUAUGCAUUCUUCUCCCAUUGAUUAAUGCAUAUUUGUGCUCAUUUUUCAAAAGUAUGCGUUUUCCAUGCACAUUUUUCAAAUGUACGCAUGCUGCGAAACUUUCUUUUUUUUUCAGUUCGUAAAUCACAAUGCAAGCUCAAGACUUCAAUCACAGAUUGCAUCCAAGUCUGUGUUUGGUCCACAAGGUGCGAACUGAGUUGAUCCAGAUUUUUAAAAAAACUGAAAUGAAUUUCUCAUACAACCAAGAUACUGGCUCUGUGUUGGUUUUAAAAAAUCUUAGGCCUGCCCAAAUUACAUCUAAAAUGGAAAAUGGCAGGAGGGUGAAAUUGUUAGAGCCAAAAGGGUAUGUAGAUGAGGACUGAUUACCCUCCCUCCAUGCCCCCAUUUCCCCCCCCAUAGUCUGCCCCCCUCACCCCCACACAUGUUUUUCACAGCCAAGUUCAGUUCCAGUAUGAGCCCAGCUGAGAAAAAAGUGACAUUAGGGAGAGGCUUCGGAGACAUAUGCCAAAAGCAGGGAGGUUUCGGACCCUGUCCUCACAGCCACCCUUUUCUUUAAAACCUGUACACCAACCCGAUCCCAAACAAUUGGGCAGACCCAGCUAUUGCCCCAUGUAGUUUGAGCCUAAGUGUCUUGGUAAGUGCUGUAUCUCAUGUUCAUGGGAUCUGAAUUUUUUUUUGGUGGGGGUGAUUUAGUUUCCUUUUGUUACCAAGAUGGCAGUGCUCCCUUUGAAUGUUCAGAAGUACUGUGCCAUAGGGUAUUAUGAUGGGUUUAGUUAUCGGGCAAAGGAACUUAAUACCCAGGCCCCUUGCAAAACUGUCAACCAGAAACCAGAGUCGUGGAUGUACAGCCUAUUCUUUUGUGCCAUAAUGUCUGUUUCAGCAGAGGGAGGGGGGCAAUAGAGGCUUUAAAAGCACUGAUAUUUAUCCUUUACAAAUGACAAACAACCUGUUCUUUUCUGGUGGGCUUGUUAGGGAGUUAAGGUACAAAUAUAUCCAGAUUACACCUUGGCUUAAAGAACAACGCAGUUGUAUCUGCAAAACUAAGAUUUAUUUCAGUUAUUGGCAUACUUGGCCAUUUAUAUAUUUCUUUUGGUUACCAAGGUACUUGUAACUAUCUUGCACUGUUGAACUAUGUUCUUUGAAUCCUUCUAUAAAUAAAAAAGGCUGGAGACUUAAA